UUCAGUGGCGUACUGUGUAGUCAGCUGCAACCUUGUGCCCGUGGUUUUGCUGAAAUAUUUGUGUGCUAUUCUCCAGACUGUAGAACUGAAGUCAUGGACCAGGAGCCAACAAUGUGGAUAAAAAAAGAGGGAACAGAUGAAAUAAAAGCUGAGUUAUGUUUCAUGGCCCAAGUUUACCCAUUCAGCAUGAAUGUUAAAGAAGAGUUGGAGGAGAGUGCGAAUAAAGAGACUGUUAAAGAUCCGUUGGGAAUAUCUUGGCCCACUGAUUUUAUCAAGGAGGAUCCCGAAUUAAAUUUGGAAAUGAAUGUAACUGAGAAUAUUGUGGAAACCUCAACAAGAUACACACAUGAUAGUGCAAGAUUGACUCAGAGUACUGGUGGGAGCUGCGGCACAUCACGUGAAGAAACUUGUCACCAUAGACUGGUCCAGGAUGAGUUGGUGACAGACAUGGAGAAAUCAACACACGAGUUUGGUACCAAUACAGAUGAUGUGACUAUUGAUAAGGAAUGCUCAGUUGCCACCCAAUAUGACUGUGCUACGAGGGAAAAGGAAUUACAUGUAUAUAUUUGUAAUUUCUGCCAACAAAGCUUUCCUUCAAAAUACAGACUCACAAUGCAUGUGUUUAUGCACAUUGAUGGCACUCAACCACCUUUGUAUGUUUGUAAGUGGUGUGGUGAGGUAUUACACAGUGAUGUUAGUUUGAAAAAACAUUUGAAAAUGAAAGACAAUGAGCAGCCUUCAUAUAAGGAAACUAGGAAAGCUUCAAAGAAGUCCUCCAACAUGGGUAACACACAAACGGCAAAUUUUGCAGAGAAAACAAGUGAUUAUGGAACUUCAUCUACAGCUGUUAAUAUCAGUGCCCAGGCUGAUCUACCUACUGCAAAAAGAACCAACAAAUGUGAUAUUUGUGGCAAAUUGUUCACUAGGUCAGGUGAUCUCAAGAGACAUGUAUUCAUACACAGCAGGAAAAGGCCGCACAAAUGUGACGUACGUGACAAAUCGUAUGCCCAGUCAGUUCGUCUCAAGACACGGAUAUUAAUUCGCACUGGGAGGAAACCUCACAAACAUGAGACUUCUGGGAAAUCUUAUGCUAGGGAUCUCAAAACACAAUCAUUAAUUCACACCGGAAAGAAACCCCACAAAUGCGAUAUUUGUGGGAAAUCUUUUACUAUGGCAGGGAAUCUCAACAAACACAAAUUUAUUCAUACUGGAAAGAAACCUCAUAAAUGUGAGAUUUGUAUGAAAUCUUUUGCUAGGUCAGACGAUCUCAAGAAACAUGCAUUCACGCACACCGGGGAAAGACCUCACAAAUGUGAUAUUUGUGGGAAAUCGUUUGCUUUCUCAAGCGACCUCAACAGACAUGUAUUAAUUCACACAGGAAAGAAACCUCACAAAUGUGACAUAUGUGGGAAAUGUUUUGCUGCAUUAAGCAAUCUCAAGGCACACAUGUUAAUUCACACUGGGAAGCAACCCCGCAAAUGCGAUAUCUGUGGGAAAUCUUUUGCUACGGCAGCCAGUCUCAAGACACACUCCAUAAUUCACUCUGGAAAGAAACCUCACAAAUGUGAAAUUUGUGGGAAGUGUUUUACUGUGUCAAGCAGUCUCAAGACACAUUUAUUAAUUCACACUGGGAAGAAACCUCACAAAUGCGAUAUUUGUGGGAAAUCUUUUUCUACGGCAGGCAGUCUCAAGACACACUCCAUAAUUCACUCUGGAGAGAAACCUCACAAAUGUGAGAUUUGUGGGAAGUGUUUUAAUGUGUUAAGCAAUCUCAAGACACAUUUAUUCAUUCACACUGGGAAGAAACCCCACAAAUGCGAUAUUUGUGGGAAAUCUUUUCCUACUGCAGGCAGUCUCAAGACACACUCACUAAUUCACUCUGGAAAUAAACCUCACAAAUGUGAGAUUUGUGGGAGAUGUUUUACUGUAUCAAGCAAUCUCAAGACACAUGUAUUAAUUCACACUGGGAAGAAACCUCACAAAUGCGAUAUUUGUGGGAAAUCUUUUACCAGGGCAGGCAGUCUGAAGAAACACUCACUAAUUCACACUGGAAAGAAACCUAACGAAUGUGAGUUGUGGCAAGUCAUUUGCUAGAUCAGGUGAUCUCAGGACACAUGCAGUAGAACACAUUGGAAUGGGACCUCCCAAAUGUCAUAUGUGACAAGUUUCACUGAAUUGGGUACUCUCAAGACACAAGCAUUACUUCACAUCAGAAAGAAACUACAAGUAAGUGUUAGUUUAUACAAAUAGGUUUUCCUGGGUGGUGCCAUCAAGGCCUUUAAAAUAAUGGAUCUAGCAGAGGAACAAUAAGUUGUCACACCUGUGAAAUAACAUUAAAAUGUGGCAGAACUGUAAAACAAAAACGUGCAAUAAUGUGUAGUACAGAGUGGUAACAGGUAAUGUGACAAUAUAAAAAUCCAAAUCUGCAGCUUGAGAUGUCGAGAAAUUGUAUUGCUAAAUAAACGAGGAACAUAAAUCGAAUUUUUUUUGUCAUUAACGCUGCUGAUUUUUCCCCAUUGAUCUUGAGACAUGAAGAUUGUCAAUUGUGAUAAAUCCUUACCUUUGUCAGUAAUCAUAAGUAGCAUUCAAUAUUCAGUAGAAGCCCAAAGCAAUGUUAUGACUUGCUGCUUAUUAUUCCAAACAGUCAUCAUGUAGUACUUGUAACUCUGCAUUUUAGAAACAGUGGCAGCAACAGUGAAUGUGACAAUUACUCAGGUAUGUUUCCUGAAGAGAUUUCCUGUAUGUGUCAUUAAUAUUGUGUACAUUGUUUUGUUAGUACUAAUCCUGCAUUAGUAAACGUAACAACAGAUAUAGCAACCUGCUUAAUAGCAUGUUUGUCCACCUUUGGAACACAAUACAUCGACAGUUCUACAUGAUGUGGACUUGACAUGUCGUUUACAUGUUUCUGAACGUAUGUUGCACCAGAUGUCUAUGCAAUUGUAUUCCAUACAUUCAGAUCAGGUAAAUGGUGUGGUCGACGCAUCGGUGUUAGUUACCAUGCUACUCAAACCACUGUGGAGUCAUUCUGCACAUGUGACAUGGACAGUUAUCAUGCUGAAAGAAGCUUUCACCAAUGGAGAACACAUCAGUCUUGAAAGAAUCUAUGCAGUUGCAACAAAUGUCACGUAGUCUGCAACUGUUAUGAUGCCUUCAAUUACUACUAGAUUUCCCAAAGGAGCCCAAGUGACUGCCCCCAUAGCAUAAUGGGUCCUCCAUCUGGUGCCAUUGACCUAGAUGAUAGCAUAUCUGGAUGUGACAACUGAUGUGGUGUAACAGGAAAUGUCAUCCAGUCUGACAUUUGCAUUGACCUUCAGUCCAGCCUGAAUGAUCCCUUGCCCACAGCAGUUGCAAUUGAACAUUUUGGUGGAUCAGUAUGGAAACAUACAAUGACCAUAUGUUGUGAAUUCUCAUGUUCAACAAUGUACAUUGAACUGUGGGUUCAAAAAUGUGUAUGGCCGUUUUCCGUCAUUACAUAUGCCACAUAUUGCCAAAUUUCCAGCCUUACAGAACAGGCAAGCCUCUGACCUCCAUGAUUUGUGAAGUAUAGAUGUAUUACACCUUUUCAUAAGGUUAUGGUUUUUAUCACCUUUCAGCCACUUUCCACAGAUGUUCUCAAUAGUAGCAUAGAUUCAGCCAAUGAGCUUCACCACUCUUGAGGCACUAUUUCCCAUCUGCAAUGACAUUGUAACUUGCCCUUUGCUAAAGUCACUUAAGUCAUCUUGUUUACAUGCUCGCAUCCCCUCUAAAACAAUACCUUGUUAAUCUCUGGUCUACUUAUAUACUUAUAAUCUGCUUACUGUAUCAUGCGCAUACAACAUGUGGCAUUCAUUCUCCUCAGAGGCAGUGUUCAUGACAUUUAUGCUCAUCAGUGCAUCUUCAGGUAAAUGGGUCAGGUGCGAAAAUGUGUAAUCUAACAUAUGCACUGUGCUUUGUUGCCAUUUACACCAGUGCCGUAUUUUUGUGAAAUUUUUGUUUCACAAAGCUCUGUAUAUGAUUCAGAGACGCUGUAGAUAAGUGUUAUGCACCAAAGCUCUUAAUUAUUUGUUCAGCAAUUAAUACUGUGAGAGUUCUACAUGAAAUAAAAUGUGUAAACAAAUAUUAGGUGUUAUGAUUUGAUUCCGGUUAUUUCUAUAACAAGAACAACUCUCAGAAUAUGAGUACUAAAUACACUCCUGGAAAUUGAAAUAACACCGUGAAUUCAUUGUCCCAGGAAGGGGAAACUUUAUUGACACAUUCCUGGGGUCAUACAUCACAUGAUCACACUGACAAAACCACAGGCACAUAGACACAGGCAACAGAGCAUGCACAACGUCGGCACUAGUACAGUGUAUAUCCACCUUUCGCAGCAAUGCAGGCUGCUAUUCUCCCAUGGAGACGAUCGUAGAGAUGCUGGAUGUAGUCCUGUGGAACGGCUUGUCAAGCCAUUUCCACCUGGCGCCUCAGUUGGACCAGCGUUCGUGCUGGACGUGCAGACCACGUGAGACGACGCUUCAUCCAGUCCCAAACAUGCUCAAUGGGGGACAGAUCCGGAAAUCCUGCUGGCCAGGGUAGUUGACUUACACCUCUAGAGCACGUUGGGUGGCACGGGAUACAUGCGGACGUGCAUUGUCCUGUUGGAACAGCAAGUUCCCUUGCCGGUCUAGAAAUGGUAGAACGAUGGGUUCGAUGACGGUUUGGAUGUACCGUGCACUAUUCAGUGUCCCCUCGACGAUCACCAGUGGUCUACGGCCAGUGUAGGAGAUCACUCCCCACACCAUGAUGCCAGGUGUUGGCCCUGUGUGCCUCGGUCGUAUGCAGUCCUGAUUGUGGCGCUCACCUGCAUGGCGCCAAACACGCAUACGACCAUCAUUGGCACCAAGGCAGAAGCGACUCUCAUCGCUGAAGACGACACGUCUCGAUUCGUCCCUCCAUUCAUGCCUGUCGCGACACCACUGGAGGCGGGCUGCACGAUAUUGGGGCGUGAGCGGAAGACGGCCUAACGGUCUGCGGGACCAUAGCCCAGCUUCAUGGAGACGGUUGCGAAUGGUCCUCGCUGAUACCCCAGGAGCAACAGUGUCCCUAAUUUGCUGGGAAGUGGCGGUGCGGUCCCCUACGGCACUGCGUAGGAUCCUACGGUCUUGGCGUGCAUCCGUGCGUCGCUGCGGUCCGGUCCCAGGUUGACGGGCACGUGCACCUUCCGCCGACCACUGGCGACAACAUCGAUGUACUGUGGAGACCUCACGCCCCACGUGUUGAGCAAUUCGGCGGUACGUGCACCCGGCAUCCCGCACGCCCACUAUACGCCCUCGCUCAAAGUCCGUCAACUGCACAUACGGUUCACGUCCACACUGUCGCGGCAUGCUACCAGUGUUAAAGACUGCGAUGGAGCUCCGUAUGCCACGGCAAAGUGGCUGACCCUGACGGCGGCAGUGCGCAAAUGCUGCGGGGCUAGCGCCAUUCGACGGCCAACACCGCGGUUCCUGGUGUGUCCCCUGUGCCGUGCGUGUGAUCAUUGCUUGUACAGCCCUCUCGCAGUGUCCGGAGCAAGUAUGGUGGGUCUGACACACCAGUGUCAAUGUGUUCUUUUUUCCAU
Schistocerca serialis cubense is the source of this 5572-nucleotide messenger RNA. Its product is annotated as zinc finger protein 665-like. The transcript has 7 exons. Lineage: Eukaryota; Metazoa; Arthropoda; Insecta; Orthoptera; Acrididae. The record is from RefSeq and is a predicted model, not a curated record. The coding region runs from base 94 to 2094 and encodes 666 amino acids. Gene Ontology annotation, biological process: regulation of transcription by RNA polymerase II. Gene Ontology annotation, molecular function: RNA polymerase II cis-regulatory region sequence-specific DNA binding; DNA-binding transcription factor activity.